CAUUCAUUCAAACUUAGAUACUUCCCUCGUGGUUCCAUUGGUAUAAGUAUGCGAUGUUAUCUGACUUAAUCCUUAAGCUUUCCUGCGUCCGGUUGCGCAUACUCUCUCCAGCUUCUUGCCGCUCCAAAUACCGGGCUCGCUCCCUACCUCCUUACACACAAGGACUUCAAGUUACAGAGACAAGCUACCAAAACUGAACUCACAAACCCCCCAACCAUGCACGUCCAACUCCAAACCCUCCUUUACCAACCCCCAGGCUACAUCCUCGCUUCCAUCCUCGCCUCACUAGGCGGCUUUCUCUUUGGCAUUGACACAGGCAUCAUCGGGCCUGUGACCGUCAUGCGGGACUUUUCCACCUUCGCCAACCACCCUUCGCCGACAGUCCACGGGCUGAUCGUCUCUUCAAUCCUCAUCCCCGCAGCCAUCUCCUCCUUCUUCGCGGGGCGCCCGGCCGACUCGCUCGGGCGGCACUGGGGGAUUGCCAUUGGCGCUUUCAUUUUCGGUCUCGGCGCCACCCUGGAGGCGGCUGCGGCGCAUAUUGCCAUGUUCGUCGCGGGUCGUGUGGUGGAGGGGAUUGGGGAAGGGUUGUAUCUUGGUACGCUGAUAGUGUACAUCUGCGAGAUAUCGCCCCCUAGAUACCGCGGCCCGUUGACAACGGGGCCUCAGUUGCUUAUAACCGCGGGGCUUGUCGUCGGGUUCUUCACGUGCUAUGCCACCGCAAACAUGCAGUCAACUUUCUCGUGGCGCCUACCUUUCAUUCUGCUCGCGGCCUAUUCGUUUGCCUUCUCUGCAGCUGUUCUCCUGUGGCUUCCCGCGUCUCCGCGUUGGCUCACGCUCCGAGGGCGGCCCGCCGAGGCCUCAGAGAUCUGGGAGAAGCUUGGUGUCCCUGCUGCGGAUCGGGAAAAGAUUCUGAACGAGUGCGAGACAGCCGCUGAUACUAAUACCAGUACCGCCACCACCGAGGUUGGUAAGAAUGAGGGUAGCCCGGGGCAAGGGCUCCUCGAUCAGGCCAGCAAGCCGAAGGCCAAGGCCAUGAUGCUCGAUUUGCUCUUGGAUCCCAAUGCGCGGCCUCGUCUCUUGCUGGCGGUGUUCGUCAUGGGCAUGCAGCAGCUGAGCGGUAUUGACGGCGUCCUCUAUUACGCGCCCAUUCUCUUCCAGCAAGCCGGCCUAUCUUCCGCCGAAGCGACCUUCCUUGCGUCAGGCGUUUCCGCCAUCGUCAUCUUCGCCGUCUCCAUCCCGGGCCUCAUCUACGCCGAUUUCUGGGGCCGCCGCGUCAACACCAUCCUCGGGGGCCUCGGCAUGGGGGCGACCAUGUUCCUCAUGGGCGGGCUGUAUGCCGGGGGCGCGGUUCACGCCAACGCAGGCACCGGCCGGUGGGUGGUGAUUGUGUCCAUCUACGUCUUUGCCGUCAUCUACUGCCUCUCGUGGGCCAUCUGCAUCAAGAUCUACGCCGCCGAGAUCCAGUCGCAGAAAACGAGGGCGACGGCGAUGGGCAUCGCACACGGGACCAACUGGCUCAGCAACUUCCUCGUCGCCCUGGUCACGCCGCAGCUACUGGCGAACUCCAGCUACGGGGCCUACUUUCUGUUUGGGUCGUGCACCAUUGCGACGGCGCUGGUGUGCUGGGCUUAUAUGCCUGAGACGAGAGGAAAGAGCCUGGAUGAGAUUGAGCAGGCCUUUUAUGAAAGCAACGUUAGCGGGCUCAAAAAGUUUGCGGAAGCC
Messenger RNA from Canariomyces notabilis, 1722 nucleotides. Its product is annotated as general substrate transporter. Gene Ontology annotation, molecular function: carbohydrate:proton symporter activity. The annotation marks the transcript as partial. The record is from RefSeq and is a predicted model, not a curated record. Gene Ontology annotation, cellular component: membrane. Lineage: Eukaryota; Fungi; Ascomycota; Sordariomycetes; Sordariales; Chaetomiaceae. Gene Ontology annotation, biological process: transmembrane transport; carbohydrate transport. The transcript has 3 exons.